Molecule: messenger RNA, 2412 nt
Organism: Amaranthus tricolor (Joseph's coat)
Lineage: Eukaryota; Viridiplantae; Streptophyta; Magnoliopsida; Caryophyllales; Amaranthaceae
Product: tonoplast dicarboxylate transporter
Exons: 6
Coding region: 251-1906 (551 amino acids)
Biological process (GO): monoatomic anion transmembrane transport
Cellular component (GO): membrane
Molecular function (GO): transmembrane transporter activity
Source: RefSeq, a predicted model, not a curated record
GUUUAUCUCAUGAUGAAAUAAUAUGGUAUAACGAAAAAAGCCAAUUAAAAACGUAUCAAUCAAUUCAUAUAAAAUGGGAGAAUAAUAGUCAUAAAACAUCAAAAAAGACUCCAAAGCUACUUGAUCAACCCAUGUUCUUUCACAUUAUCCAAUACCAUCCAAUAUCCAAACACCAUAAUAAGUAACCCAAUUAAAUCUCAAUCUCUUUUGUCUAUUUUAUUCUUCUUUUCUUUCUCUCUAUUCUCCUACAAUGAUUAAUACAAACGACCACCAUAAUCAGCAUGAUCAUCAACAUCAAGAACCAAUCACCACCGACGAUAUCAAAACUCCCCUUCUUCCAAUCAAUAUCAACGGUAAUGAAGAGGUUUCCACCUCACUUAUCCUGUCCCUUGCCACACCUAAUACAUUGUUCAUCCUUUUAGGACCCUUGUUAUGUGGGGUAAUAUGCUUGUUUGUUAAGGUAGGCGAGUUAGACUCAAGUAGGAAUAUGUUGGGUGUUCUUGUGUGGAUUUUUACGUGGUGGCUAACCCAGGCGGUUCCGAUGCCGGUAACAUCCAUGUCGCCGUUGUUCCUUUUUCCGAUGUUCGGAAUAUCGUCGGCAGAUAUGGUUGCUAAGUCUUAUAUGGAUGAUGUUAUCUCUCUUGUGCUUGGUAGCUUCAUUCUUGCUCUUGCCGUUGAACAUUAUUGUAUUCAUAAGAGACUUGCCUUGAAUAUAACUCUAUUAUUUUGUGGAGACCCGGUAAAUCCACCGUUCCUCCUCCUUGGGAUUUGUGCAACGACCGCAUUCGUCAGCAUGUGGAUGCACAACGUGGCGGCUGCUGUCAUGAUGAUGCCUGUGGCCACAGGCAUCCUACAGCGUCUUCCCACGACUAGAACGGCCCAAAACGACGCCGUAGACAAGUAUUGUAGGGCAGUUGUUUUAGGGGUUAUAUACUCAGCUGCUAUUGGUGGGAUGUCAACGUUGACUGGGACAGGUGUCAAUCUGAUAUUGGUGGGGAUGUGGAAGAGUUAUUUUCCUGCAGCAAAUCCAAUAAGUUUUAAUACAUGGUUUUUCUUUGGGUUCCCAUUGGCACUCAUUAUAUUCUUCUUUUUUUGGGGUGUUCUUUGUUGCUUGUAUUGCAAAAGAGGGACAUCAAGGGCUCUUGCUAAUUAUUUGGACAAGGGUCAUCUCAAAAGAGAACUUGAAUUGUUAGGCCCUAUGUCUUUUGCUGAAAAGAUGGUGUUGUUUGUCUUUUCGGUUCUAAUAGUUCUAUGGAUGACAAGGAACUUAACAGAUGACCUUCCUGGAUGGGGAGCUCUGUUUAAGGGAAGAGCUGGUGAUGGCACUGCUAGUGUAUUGAUGGCAACUUUAUUAUUCAUAAUACCAAACAAAGGGAGAAAGGGAGAAAAACUAAUGGAUUGGAGCAAGUGCAAAAAACUACCUUGGAACAUAGUCCUCUUACUAGGAGCCGGUUUUGCCAUCGCUGAUGGCGUCCGCACAAGCGGCCUUGCAGAUGUCAUGUCAAAAGCGCUGGACUUUCUCGAGGCUGCACCAUUUUGGGGCAUCGCUCCAGCAGUGUGCCUCAUUGGUGGAAUCAUAACCGAGUUUACCUCGAACAACGCGACCACAACAUUGUUGGUCCCGUUGCUGAUCCAAAUAGCCCAAACCAUGCAUUUGCAUCCUCUAUUGCUCAUGGUUCCUGGGGCAAUUGGAGCUCAAUUUGCUUAUUUGCUUCCUACUGGGACUCCUUCUAAUAUUGUUGGGUUUUCUACUGGCCAUAUUGAAAUCAAGGAUAUGCUCAAAGUUGGCUUCCCUUUGAAGAUUUUUGGGACUAUAGCUCUUUCUAUUCUAAUGCCUACUCUUGGAGCCUACGUUUUUGGAACGGAUAAACCAAUGGAAUACCCAUUAGCUUGGCGCACUUCAUGAUUUUCAAGUGCACUCUAUAAUUUGUAAAUCCGUAUCAUAUAUUUAUACCAAACAAAAUAAAGAUAAUAACAAGAGAAAAAAAAUGGAGGACAGAUUCCUUAACUUCAUUCCAAUUCCUUGAAUUGAAGGACUUUUUUUAUUUGGAUAACAAAAGGAAGGGAAGGCAAAUAACCAUGGGCGAGUUUGGAAUUUGAAGAUGGAAGGAGAGGAAUUUGAAGAGGAUGGAUUGAAAAUAGAUUUCUAAGGGGAUAGAUGAAAUAAAGGGGAUACAAGAAAUAAAUGCCAUAUGGUAACCUGCAUUAGCCGAUUACUGAUUCCUAAGAGGUGCUACGACCAAAAAUAGUGGAAAGGUGGGAUUAUUCAUAAAUAAUCGAUAGUACGGAUUAUUCACAGCGGUUCGUCAAUAAAUUGAAUUAUUCCCGAUAAUUUUUUCUAAUUUUUUUUGUAUAUUUUUAUGGUAACUGUGUAUAUGUAGUACAUUUUUAUAUUGGAGUUUGGACUUAUAA